UUUAUAUAGACUGCAGGGAAACCCCACAGCAUUAGAGACAUCCUCUGCUGGAGACCAGAUGCAGCAGACAAUCCAAGAAGGCGACAGAUGUGACAGUCACUCCGGGAUUAACUAAUCAUUUGUUUUAAAGGCAGGAUUCUCCGCAGAAAUCUGGAACAGUCCCUCUCCACCCCCCUAGCACACUUGUUGACUGCUGAGUGGUAUCUGCUGGAUGUAAGCAGAGAGUAGAAGUGCCACUUCGGUCGUUUUCUGGCACAGUUUUUGGGCAGUGGCGCGCUCUGGGAUGCUCUUUGUGGUUAAAGGAGUGUAAAAGUGACUCUUAAGGACUAUUCAAUCUUUCUUGUAUCGUUUUCGGGGGUGUUUUCCCUUGAAAGAAGAGAGUAGAAAAGAGCGCAGUCGCACAUCUCCAACCCCCCUGUGUGCGCCAUGCUGUCCAGCGUGCGCCGGCACAGCCUCCGGCUGCAGACGGAGCUGCACCGGUGGAGCAUCUGCGACCCGGGCGCGCACCACCUCCCGGACGGCCUCUUCGCCCGGGUCCCCGCCUGCAUCUCCCGCUCCAAGUCGUGCGCCAGCUCCGCGGGGGAGUCGGAGGGCAGCCGCGGGAGCUGGUCCUCCUCGGACUCGGUCGUCUCCACGGACUCGGCCGCGGGGGACGCGGGGCCCGGCGGGCCCUACAGGGUGGUGCUGCUGGGCGCCGGCGGGGUCGGAAAGACGGCGUUCAGCAGCAUCUUCGCCGGGGCGGCCGACAGCAUGGACAGCGACGAGUGCGAGCUGUGUGGAGAUGAAGUGUGUGAAAAAGAGAUUGAAGUGGAUGGAGAGCCUGCAGUUGUAACGCUGUUGGACACUUGGGAUGCAGAGACCGGCGGCGAAUGGUCCCAGGAGCACUACAUGCAGACAGGCGAUGCCUACCUCCUGCUGUACUCUAUAACUGACCGCACCUCCUUCCUGCGGGCGUCAGAGCUCCGGAUCACCCUCCGCCGGUUCCGGCCCGCCCGGCACACGCCCAUCAUCCUAGUGGGGAACAAAUGUGACCUGGUGCGACGCAGAGAGGUAUCGACAAGUGAGGGCCGGGCUUGUGCAGCGGUGUUCGACUGCAAAUUCAUCGAGACAUCAGCCGCCAUGCAGCACAACGUCUGGGAGGCUUUCUACGGCAUUGUGCGACAGCUGCGUCUGCGCCGAGACCCCAAGGAGAGCACCAAACAGCGCAGGAACACACACCCCAGCGCGCGGCGCGAGAGCCUCCCCAUGAAGGCCAGACGUUUCCUCGACAAGAUGGUGGCCAAGAAUAAUCCCAGUGUGGCGUUCUGGCUUAAAUCCAAGUCCUGCCAUAAUCUCUCCGUGUUGUAGACGACCCCAAAUCCACAUCGACGCUCUGAGCAGAUGAACGAGUUCCAGGCCGCAGAGAAGAAUCUGUGGAUAGGCCCGCAGGGAAGCCUUCUGCACAGGGGCUUCAGGGUGUUUGGUUAAGGCCCGUGUUCACCGUCCACCCUCCACUCAGCACAGCUGGUGUGUGUGAGAGGUGUUUGAAGCGGGCCUUCGCUGCCUUUAAGCUGUGUGUUGCCGUCUAAACUACACUGGAUAAACUGGACAAUCAGAAGGGGUGUUUUAGGCACGCCGUGGCUAAGAGACUGGACUUUGACAGAUGGAGACUGAGGAAAAGUGAUGUUUUUUAAAUUCCUGUGUCAGCUUUUCCUCCAUAUUCUUUCUUUCCACAUGGCCGUUUUCCAACUUUUGAGAAAUUCUGUUGACUGUUCAUUCCUAAGUGCAAAUAUCACUGGUUGUAAGCUUUAGAUGAUUAUACGUGACUAUUUGCUUCUGUGAUGCCCAUGACGUUCUUUCUUUGACUCUAUUUAUUGUGUAUUGUAUUUUUGCACUUACUGUAAGAACAAAGCAGACUGAUGAUGCGCUGUGUUUUGCUACUUGGAGGCAGUUUGACGUUUGCUCGAUAAAAUAAAGUGACG
Messenger RNA from Menidia menidia (Atlantic silverside), 1961 nucleotides. The record is from the annotation of a GenBank genome assembly. Lineage: Eukaryota; Metazoa; Chordata; Actinopteri; Atheriniformes; Atherinopsidae.